AUGGCGACACUGCUGAGAAAACUGUGCGAAUCCGCGACGCUCAAGCGAACGGGCUCCAAUUCGAAUCCGAACCCAUCCUCGGAGCGCGCGCCAUCUCCUCUCGGCGCCUUCGACCCUCUCCCCGCCGAUAUACUGAUGCAAAUCGUGAGACUCUUGGGCCCCAGACACGCCGCCAGACUCAGCCUUCUCAGCAAGUCCUGGAGAUCUCUUGUCUCCGACAACGACCUCUGGGCCCACUUCCUCCACACUCACCACCCCCACUCCGCAUUCUUCGCCGAAACCGCUCUCAGCUCCGGCUACCCUCUUCCGACAUUGGCUGCUCAGAGCUCGCCACGUGUCUCGCUGCAGCAUGUUUACGCCCUCCGUGAACGGCUCCCUCCGUCCGUUGUCAUCGACGGUUCGGGGUUCUGGCUAUUGCAAAUUCGGUUGGAGCAAAGACGCUUCUCCUUCCGGGCAAUUCGCGACCUUUUUGGUGACGUAUUUCAUGUCUUGAUUCUCUGUUUUGAGCGAAUGAUGCAGGUGAAACCAAGUUCUCAACCAGCUGUUGUUUCUAUACCAAUUUGCCACUAUGAUGAUACUGAAUCAGCCAAAGCAUCAAGACAGCAGCUUAAAGAGGCAAUCUAUGCUGCCCUGUUUGACAUGAACGUUCCUGCUGUUUGUGCUCUCAAUCAGAAGUUGAGUGGUGCUGUGGUGUCAAAUGGCAGUGGUGACAAGGGAUGUGCUAGUACAUUUGCAGUAACUCUUCUGCUCUAUGGUGCACAUGCAAGUUCUUUCUGUACCAAUGAGUGUGCAUUGCACCCACCCUUCAAUCUAACCAAUCAUUCUGGGGUCGUCCAGGAUCAAAUACAUGGGACUUUAGCUUUGUAUGCUGCAGAACAAACAUCUGGGAUAGCUGUUAAUAUAGGAUUUCAAGUGACAUCUGUAGUUCCAAGUAAAGUGAUGCGAAAGGUGGGUGUUGAAGUUGUGGGGCUGGGAGCACUAAAACUUACUGGAUUUCUUAGAAAACAAAUGCAAGAGAACAACAUAAGUUUUGAAUCUUUAUACACUGUUCGCACACUGAAAGAGAAGCUAUGUUAUGUUGCUGUUGACUAUGAAGCUGAGCUAUUGAAAGAUACACAAGCGUCAUUUGAAGCUGUAGAAGGGUUGUUUACACUCUCAAAAGAGCGGUUUCAAACAGGGGAGAUCUUAUUCCAGCCACGACUUGCUGGGGUGCGAGCAAUGGGUUUGCAGCAGGCCAUCGCACUUUGUAUGGAGCAUUGCUAUUCUGCAGAAUUAGCAGGUAACAACGAUUGGUACAAGACUGUUGUCUUAUCAGGGGGAACUGCCUGUUUACCUGGUUUAGCAGAAAGGUUAGAAAAGGAACUUCAUUCGUCACUUCCUCCUUAUAUAUCCGAUGGAAUUAGAGUCAUACCUCCUCCAUUCGGUGCGGAUACUGCAUGGUUUGGUGGAAAGAUUCUUGGCAGUUUGAGCACCUUUCCUGGCCCAUGGUGUACCACAAAAAAGCAAUUCCGUCAGAAGUCUAAAAUCAACCGCAUUUGGUGA
This is a messenger RNA of Sphenostylis stenocarpa, 1542 nucleotides long. The record is from the annotation of a GenBank genome assembly. NCBI's taxonomy places the organism in Eukaryota, Viridiplantae, Streptophyta, Magnoliopsida, Fabales, Fabaceae.